Messenger RNA from Prorocentrum cordatum, 1898 nucleotides. Lineage: Eukaryota; Dinophyceae; Prorocentrales; Prorocentraceae. The record is from the annotation of a GenBank genome assembly.
UGCCCUGGGGUUGACCUGAAGACUGACGAUGCCAAGGUAUUGUACAUUGACAACUUUGCAGUGCUGUCAUCUUCCCCUGGCCGCGCUGCCACAGCAGCCAAGGCCAUGCAGUCGGCCUUGGCAGCGCGCGGAGUGGUCUCGGAGCUGGACCCCGACUCCUGCGAGCGCGGGGAGCUGCUGGGCUGCGAGCUCGACCUGCGCACUGGCUGCUGGCAGGUUCUGGGGCGGCGGCUCUGGCGGAUAUAUGGAGCGCUGGGGCACGCGCUCGGGAAGCGGGCCAGGGUGACUGGCCAGGAGCUCGAGCGCCUCAUCGGCCACCUGGUGUCACUUCUGAUGCUGCGCCGAGGGGACCUCGCCAUGCUCCACGCCUCCUACGAGUUCGCGAGGGCAUCCUACACCAAGCGGCAGCCGCUCUGGAAGAGCGUGCGCCGCGAGCUGGCUUGGGUGAAGUCCUUGCUGCCGUGCCUGCGCGCGGGCACUACGCUGCCUUGGAGCGACGUGGUCACCUGCUUUGACGCGUCGCCCUGGGGCUACGGCAUCGUCGAGGCCGAGUGGGACCUCGAUAGUGUACAGCGAGUUGGGCGAGUCUCGGAGCGCACGCGCUUCCGGGGGCUGCUGGCGGCCGAGGGGGCCCCCCGCGAGCGCGCGCUGGAGCAGGAUAUCGCGCGGGCCCCUGGGCCCGCCCUGCUGCCUGCUGGCCGCGCUGCAGGCUUCCCAGAGGUCGACUACGAGAAGAUGCAGGCGCAGCCUUGGCGCGUGGCGGGCUGCGGCCGCUGGAAGCGCAAGGAGGCCAUUCAUGGCCUGGAGGGGGCCGCCCUGACCUGGGCAGUGCGGCGAGCGGCACGGGGCGCUCGACAGCGCGGGUCGCGACGAUUGUUUCUCGGAGAUAACAUGUCCCUCACCCUUGCUGCUGCCAAAGGUCGUGCUGCCUACCAUCGUCUGUUGGGCGUCUGUCGUGUGAUCUUUGCCAUCGGCGUCGCAGCAGAUAUGAAGAUGCAGGUCAGGCCAGACUUGGCCGGGCGGCGCGCAAGGCUUGGCCGCGUUCGCUUGGCGAGCGACUUCGACCAGAGGAGGCGCCAGCUCUGCCCCCGCCAGACCCGCCUCGCGGCCGCGAAGGUACGCCCUCACACUCAGGAGCUGUGCCUGGGGACGGUCCUUGGGCUGGUGCGCUGGCUUGGCUUGGAGUGCCUCCUGGACUGGCCGCGGCAGACCUGGGACGAGGUGCUGGCAGGGUACGCAAAGGCGAUCUACAACCGCGGCAGCUCGAAUGGGAAGCCUCUCAGUGGCUUGGCCGUCCUGACAAUGUUCGAGACGUACAUGUGGCCAUCGGAAGUGCUGGCCCUGCGAGCCCGCCAGGUUGUUCUGCCACUGCCGAAAGAAGGGGGCGCCUCAGUGUUUAUGACGUUUGUGGUCCGAGCUUCAGAGCUUCAGGUCCCGACCAAGACGAACGAGUACGACAUCUCGGUGCCGCUGGACUUGCAGCGGCAACAAUGGCUGGUAGAGUCGAUUUCCUUCGUCCAAGCGUUGCGGGAGCCAGACGUGCUGGUCCUUGGCCUCAGCUACACCGAGCUGGCCGCAGACUUCAGCAGUGCGAUCUCAGCUCUGGGUGUGACCGUACUCAAGCCCACCCUCUACUCCCUCCGGCAUGGAGGGGCCAGCCACGACGCGAGCACGGGCGCCAGAAGCUUGGGCGCCGUGCAGCAGCGCGAAGGAUGGAAGGCGUUCAAGUCAGUGCUCAGGUACGAGGAGCACGGACGCCUGUCGAUGGAGCUUCGCAAGUUGUCCGACCAUCCCCGCGAUGCGCUGCGAGCCGCAGGACUGGUUCACAUCGGCGUCUUCAACAGGUCCUGGGUGCGGCACUUCGCAGCGCGCCGCAUCAGUCCCGAGUUUGCGUGGAG